AUGGCACAAUUCAACGCCAACGCGCUCCGGAAUAUCUACCGGCUAGCCAUCCCCGCGGCCGUCGGCGUCAGUCUGGCCAGCCAGUCCAUAUACGAUGUCCGAGGCGGCUCGCGCGCCGUCAUCUUCGACCGACUGUCGGGAGUGAGGGAAGGGGUCAUCAGCGAGGGCACACACUUCCUCGUGCCCUGGCUGCAGAAGAGCAUCAUCUUCGACGUGCGCACCAAACCCCGCAUGAUCGCCACCACGACCGGUUCCAAGGACUUGCAGAUGGUCAGCUUGACCUUGAGGGUGCUGCACAGGCCUGAGGUGCAGGCCCUGCCCAAGAUCUACCAGAACCUCGGCCAAGACUACGACGAGCGAGUGCUCCCCUCGAUCGGAAACGAAGUCCUCAAGUCCAUCGUGGCCCAGUUCGACGCCGCCGAGCUCAUCACGCAGCGCGAGGCCGUCUCGCAGCGCAUCCGCACCGACCUGAUGAAGCGCGCCGCCGAGUUCAACAUCGCCCUCGAGGACGUCUCCAUCACGCACAUGACCUUCGGCAAGGAGUUCACAAAGGCCGUCGAGCAGAAGCAGAUCGCGCAGCAGGACGCCGAGCGGGCGCGCUUCAUUGUCGAGAAGGCAGAGCAGGAGCGGCAGGCCAACGUCAUCCGCGCAGAGGGCGAGGCCGAGAGCGCCGACGCCAUCGCCAAGGCCAUCGCAAAGGUCGGCGACGGCCUCAUCCAGAUCCGGAAGAUCGAGGCCAGCAGGGAGAUCGCGCAGACGCUGGCGAGCAACCCCAACGUGGCGUACCUUCCGGGAGGGAAGCAGGGUACCAACAUCCUGCUGAAUGCCGGGCGGGCGUGA
Messenger RNA from Diaporthe citri, 840 nucleotides. RefSeq lists its product as uncharacterized. Gene Ontology annotation, biological process: mitochondrion organization. The record is from RefSeq and is a predicted model, not a curated record. Gene Ontology annotation, cellular component: mitochondrion; membrane. The transcript has 2 exons. NCBI's taxonomy places the organism in Eukaryota, Fungi, Ascomycota, Sordariomycetes, Diaporthales, Diaporthaceae. Bases 1 to 840 code for a protein of 279 amino acids.